This is a messenger RNA of Symbiodinium sp. CCMP2592, 2535 nucleotides long. Lineage: Eukaryota; Dinophyceae; Suessiales; Symbiodiniaceae. The record is from the annotation of a GenBank genome assembly.
AUGCGGGAGGACGAAGAGAAGAAGCAAGCCUUCGACGAGGCCAAGAAAGCUGCACAAGAGAAGGCAAAGGCGCUUGAGGCUGUGCAGAGGCAGCUGCACGAAGAGCGGGAGCGCGCGGAGCGCGAGAGUGCCCAGAGGGAGGAGGAGAGGGAAAAGGAGAGGAUGAGGGAGGCCAAGACUGAGCAGACAAGAGCCAAAGAACUCGAGUCGGGUCAGCUGGAACAGCUCCGAAAGGAGCUCUUUGAGUCCAAGAAAGAAAACGCGCGUCUCCAGGGUCAGCUCGACACGAAAUCCACCGAGACUGGGGCAGAAGUCAGUGCUGCAGACUUUGAUGUUCUCCGAGCUGAGCUGCAAGAGGCCCGCCGCGAGAAAGUCCGUUUAGAAGUGGAGAUGACGACUUGCAAAAGCGCCGACGAGUUUACUGCCAUCGCAGAUGAGCUCGCACAGCUGCGUGAGGAGUGCUCGUCUUUGCGGAGGGCCAAGAGCAGUGCAGAGACUCAGCUGGACCAGAAGAAGUUGCAGCUGGCAAGCGUCGAAGAGAAAAUGACCCGACUCGAAGCUCAGAGCGUGGAGUUACAGGUCUUGAAAUCGUCGAAUGAUGACCUGCAAAUCCAGCUGCAGCGCCUGACGUCCCAGAACCAGGCAUUGGAGCAAAGGGCAGCCGCCGAAGGCUCCCUCCGAAACGAGCUCCGGGAUCUCAAAGUGGAGAAGAUCCGUCUGGAAGGAGACUUAGAUACCCUUAAGCUGCGAGAAGAGGCCAUGACGGCCAAGCUAAAGGGUUCGGAUAAAGCAGGGGCCGAACUACAGCAACUGCGCUCCCGUGCGAUGGCUGCGGAAGCUGAGCUGGAACAGAGCCGGCACCAGCUGGAGGCCCUGCAGCAGCAGAUGGACCGGAGCAGCCGGGAAGCCGGGAGCGAGCGAGCGAGCUCUCUGGACCAACUGCGCAGCGAGCUGCUGGCGCGGAUUGAGUCCAAGUCGACUUCCCACGUCUCAGACCCGAGCAUGCGGCCCUCCAUCCUCCCUGACGAAGACGGGCGAAAGAGCAUGUUGGGGCAGCGUGAGAUGAUGGAGAGGCUGAAGCAGCAGUUCAACGAGGCAACGCGGCAGACAGAGGCAAAGGACCUUGAGCAGCUGCCUGGAGCCGGGAACGCUGACCGAGAACUGGAGCUUGAAGAAGAGCUCCGACGGGUCAGGAAGGAGAACGUGGAGCUGAGCAUCAGGCUUUCCAGUUUGGAAGAGGACCUGAAGGACAAGCAGCAAGAGUCGACCCAACUGCUUGGAAGCAGCAGCCCUCUGGCCGAGGGUGGCCUCAAGGCCGAACUGGAGGAUCUGAAGAUUCAGCUGGAACAGGAGAUCUCAAGUACCAAGAGGCAAGCAGCAAGAGCCGGCGAGCUUCAGGAUCAGCUGCUGGCUGCCGAAGAUGAGCUCCCCAAAUUGCGGAGGCGGCUCACGACGGCCGAGGAGCAGCUCCUUCAGGCGCAGGAGGAAGCCCGAGCAUCUCAGCAGCGCUGCAGCCAGAUGCAGGAUGAGAGCCGCUUGCUCCAACAGCAGCUCCAUCAGUUCCAGGCCUCCGCCUCCGCGUGUGCAGUUCGGGAGCGUGAAGCUGACGACCAGGUGAGAGGGUACAAGGACCAGCUUGAGGCACUGCAGCAGGAGAUAGAGGCAAGCCGAUCACAGAGCGAGUCUUCUCAGAGGCAUCUGCGAGGUGAGUGCGAGAGGCUCAAGGUGGAGCUUGCCGAAGCGAACAGCGAGCGCGGCAAAAUGCGUGGUAUUGUCGACGAGGUCCUGAAAGCCCAGGAAUCUCAAGACCUUGAGAAGUGGAAAGUGAAAGCUUUGCACUUCGAGAAGAAAUACGCUGAUGCAAAGAAGCUUAAUGAAGAGAUGACGCAGGCAGGUGCUCUACAGAGGUCCACCGGCGUGCAUCCCUGCGCUUCAAAGGUGAUGUCGCAAAUGACGAAAGAAGUCAGAGAGCGAUCUGAUGGCACUGGGGAUGCCUCCAGACAGGUCAAGGAGCUACAAAGGCAACUCGAAGCAAAGACCCAGGAGCUACGCGGUGCCAAGCAAGAGCGAGAUGAAGCUUUGCACAAAAUCAACGAAAUGCAGGGCGAAUUCUUCAAGGACAAGUACAGACAGUCCCAGGAGGAGCUGAAAAAGCUGCGUGAGGCGCAUUCUGUGGCGGCGGCUACAAACGAUGUGCUGAAAGCCAGACUUCAAACGAUCGACAAUUCAAACAACGUGCCGCUCGAGCCAGAUGACAGAAAGAACGUGAAGGCUGGCUGGCUGGAUUCGCGAUCUGCUGAACUUGAGGAGCUCCAAUCGAGGCUUCAAAUGCAAGAUGUGACGAAAACUCGACUGGAGGCCGAUGUGGCCAAGCAGCACGAGAUCAACGACUGCCUCAGGGCUCUCACAAUGCUUGAGACACAACACAGAGAGAUUUGCGAGCAGUGGUGCGAGCGAGCUGGAGCUGUGAUGGACGCUGGCACCAUCCGUACCUUGACUGGAUGCGCAAACAGCAACAAGCCGGUAGCCACUUGA